AUGACGAAGAUUGGCACCCUCUUGUUCGCGCUCUUCGGUUGCUUGCUCGUGUCUGUUGGCGCUGCACCCACUGCCAACGCCAAUCUCGAGAAACGUGAUUGGAUUGGCGACAUCAUCAACUUCCUUGGGUUGGGUCUCGUCACCCAGAUUAACGCGUUCAUCUCGCUCGAAUCUUUGGAAACGAAUCUCAUUACGAUUAACUUUGACGUCCACAACCCCCUCCUCAUUGAACUGACCAUCGAUCGCGUUGUGAGCCAAGCUGGCCUCAACGGCACCGUCUACGCAUCCUUCGACCACACUUUCGAAACACCCUUUAUCAUCAAAGGCACGCAGACCGCCAACUCUGGCACCAUCCCAAACGUCCUCCUCACGCAAGGCGCGCUCGCUUCCCUUGAUAUCAUCCCCUACGGUGUCCAGGAUCUGAUCAAUGUCGACGUUUAUGCUCGUGUCGCCACUAUCAACGGCAAGAUUGGCAUCCCCCUCCCCAUCAAAGGAUUGAAGCAGGCGAACGUUCCCGCGAGUUACGAGCUCGUCCUCUCUUAA
Messenger RNA from Cyclocybe aegerita, 543 nucleotides. Lineage: Eukaryota; Fungi; Basidiomycota; Agaricomycetes; Agaricales; Hemipholiotaceae. The record is from the annotation of a GenBank genome assembly.